Messenger RNA from Ilex paraguariensis (yerba mate), 513 nucleotides. NCBI's taxonomy places the organism in Eukaryota, Viridiplantae, Streptophyta, Magnoliopsida, Aquifoliales, Aquifoliaceae. The record is from the annotation of a GenBank genome assembly.
AUGGAAAAAGAAGUGCUUCUUGCAGUUAAUUUUAUGGCUUUGAGAGGAAAAUUUCGGCACCUCCCUGUAGUUGAGAAUGGUGAAGUUAUUGCCUUGUUGGAUAUCACAAAGUGCCUUUAUGAUGCUAUAUCGAGAAUGGAGAAGGCUGCAGAACAGGGUAGUGCCAUUGCAGCAGCUGUUGAAGGAGUGGAACGCCAGUGGGGAAGCAAUUUCUCUGCUCCUUCUGCUUUCAUAGAAACACUUAGGGAGCGAAUGUUCAAGCCCUCUUUGUUGAGUAUUAUAUCAGAAAAUGCCAAGGUUGCAACAGUAUCACCAUCAGAUCCUGUUCAUGUUGCUGCUAAAAAGAUGCGGGACUUGCGAGUCAAUUCUGUGAUUAUUAUGAUAGGAAACAAGAUACAGGGGAUACUGACUUCAAAAGAUAUCCUUAUGCGGGUUGUGGCACAUAAUCUUUCUUCUGAGUUGACUCUGGUGGAAAAGGUUCUUUCAGCUCCUACGACUUUGUUCCCAUUGUAG